GCACAGUUUCAUAUAUAAGAAUAUAUGUAUAUAUAAGAAUUUACAAUUAUUUUUUGAAAAGAUUAGAUAAAAUUAAUUUUAAACUUAUAUAAUUAUAAAUAUAAAAAAAUUACUUUCUUGUUAAUAAUGCAAUAGAAUAAAAUUUAGGGUUGUGAAAAAAAGGAAAUAUAAUAACUAACAUAUGUCAUAAAAUUUUUAAUGUACAUGUUUCCAAUAUUGUAUAUUUUAUAUUAUAUGCAUUCUAUGUAAUAUCUAUAUGUGAUCUCUAAAAAAAAACGUGCCUCAUUUAGGAAAAACAAAUAUAAUUAUUAAGUGAAAUAUGUUUAUAAUAUAAUAUAAAAAAUAAUAAAAUUGUAAUUUUUUAAAUAUUUAAUAUUUUCUUCUUUUUAUAUUUUCCCUAUAAUAUGAUAGUUAAUAAUAAAUUAAAUCGAUUAUUUUUAUACAGUUAUUUAUAUGUGAUAUGAAUUUUAAAAUAUUGUGCAUAUAAUAAAAUAAAAUAUAACAAUUUUAUAACCUAAAACUUGUGUUUAAAAAUUAUAUAUAAAAAUUUACGAAUUCUAUAAACAUCAAUAGAUUUAAAAAUACAUAAAUUUUUUUUAUUUUUAAAUUUAUAAACUAAUCAUCGAAAUAUCUUAUAUUUUUUUUUUACGAAAGAAAUGCUAUUUAUUUCAUUUUAUUUUUAUUGAAUAAAAAAAAUAUAAUUUUAUUUAUGUACAAGAUAUUAAUACAUGAUUAUUUUACAGUAUUAAUCAUAAAUGGCUCGUUUAUUACUUUGAAGUAUAUUAUUAUUUUUUUUAUUUGAAUUUAUCACAUAUAGAACUUUGGUAAAUGGAGUACGCUGACCCAAGAAACGAACAGAGCUGGUCACUGACCGUACCUAAACGCGAAUCACUGUUUACAUCCAGUUUUACAUCUCAAACUGUCAAGGUGAAGCGCGGCGUCAACACUCCGUUAUUGUCAAGCUUGAGUGCACAAUAGAGUGUCGAUCGUAUGAGAAUUAAAAUACUUUCACAAAAUAAAGUGCCUUGUGAAAAUAAAACGUAGUGUUCUUACGAAAAUAUCUGUCAAAACCUAUUCGCACGAAAAUGUCAAGAACGAGCCAUACCGGAGUAGGAUCGAAUAAAGUUGAGCUUGAAUAUUUGUUCUCAAACAAAGAAGCGUCUGCCAGUGAACAUAGUAUUUCAAGUAUGGUAUCUAAUAGUUCUUCACAAGAUGAAAAUUUUCGCGUGUCGAAGCAUGCGGAAAAUAGUCUUAGAGUUAUGGAAAAAUAUUUACAUGAACAACAAUUGACAGAUGUCAUUUUAAUUGCAGGAAAAAGACACAUUCCUGCACAUCGUUUAGUACUUAGUGCAAGUUCAGAAUAUUUUGCUGCCAUGUUUACAAGUUCUUUAAGAGAAUCUGCACAAAAUGAAGUUGAAUUAAUGGGUGUAGAUGGAGAUGCAUUAUGGACUUUAGUCUGUUACUGUUACACAGGUUGCAUAGAAUUAAGGGAAGAUAGUGUAGAAACUCUUUUAGCAACAGCACGUUUACUACAGUUAAAUCCAGUUGUUAAAGCAUGUUGUCAAUUUCUUAGAAAACAACUUCAUCCAAGUAAUUGUUUAGGAAUAAGAAUGUUUGCUGAUACACAAGGUUGUUCAGAUUUAUUAGAUCAUGCUCAUGCAUAUACAACUAAACAUUUUAUGGAAGUUACAAAGAAUCAAGAAUUUUUAUUAUUAUCUGCAAAUGAAGUUGCCAAACUUUUAGAAUCAGAAGAUCUCAAUGUUCCUUCAGAAGAAAUUAUUUUUCAUACACUUAUGACAUGGUUGGAAUAUGAUCCAGAAAAUAGACAGAAAGAUGCAAGCAAGUUAUUAAGCCUUGUAAAGUUACCUUUAUUAUCUCCUGCAUUUAUAGCAGACAAUAUUGAAAGUAAUGAAAUGUUCAAAGAUCAAAGAGUGGCACAAGAAUUAGUUAUGGAAGCAUUAAAAUAUCACCUUUUACCAGAGCGUAGACCAUUACUUCAAUCAGGACGUACAAAACCUAGAAAAGCUACUGUAGGUCAUAUGUUAGCUGUUGGAGGAAUGGAUGCUAAUAAAGGUGCUACUUCAAUAGAUGCAUUUUCUUUGCGUGAUAAUGCUUGGAAAUCUAUGGCUACAAUGAGUGGUAGAAGACUUCAAUUUGGUGCUGCUGUUGUUGAUAAAAAAUUGAUAGUUGCUGGUGGAAGAGAUGGAUUAAAAACAUUAAAUACAGUAGAAUGUUUUGACUUUUCAACCUUUACUUGGAGUACAUUAUCCCCUAUGAAUAUUCAUAGGCAUGGAUUAGGAGUAGCUGUAUUAGGUGGACCUUUAUAUGCAGUUGGUGGUCAUGAUGGUUGGAGUUUUCUAGAUACUGUUGAAAGAUGGGAUCCAGCCACACGUCAAUGGAGUUCAGUUUCUGCUAUGUCUAUACAAAGAUCCACAGUUGGUGUUGCUGUAUUAAAUGAUAAAUUAUAUGCUGUAGGUGGAAGAGAUAUAAGCUCAUGUUUAAAUACUGUGGAAUGUUAUGAUCCCCAUACAAAUAAAUGGACACCUUGUGCACCAAUGUCAAAACGACGAGGUGGUGUAGGUGUAGGUGUCGUAAAUGGAUGUCUUUAUGCAUUAGGUGGUCAUGAUGCACCUUCCAGUAAUCCUAAUGCCAGCAGAUUUGAUUGUGUUGAAAGGUAUGAUCCUAAGACAGAUACAUGGACUAUGGUAGCACCAAUGAGUGUACCAAGAGAUGCAGUUGGUGUUUGUGUACUUGGUGAUAGACUUAUGGCUGUAGGAGGUUAUGAUGGCCAACAAUAUCUCACUCUUGUUGAAGCAUAUGAUCCACAUCUUAAUGAAUGGGAACCAGUUGCUCCCUUAAAUGCUGGUCGUGCGGGAGCUCCAUGUGUUGUUAUAAAAAACGUAACAGGUUUCGGAUUUGAUUAAUGAUAAAAUUCUGCACAAAGUAUGGAACUUCAAAAGCAAGUAUGGAACUUCAAAGUAUUUUAAUUAAAAAUCUUACAUCAGAAGGUAGAUACAGAAGAAGAUAUUUGCAGAUGUUACUAUAUCAUAAAAGUAACAUUAUUUUUGUCUAUAAAUAUAUGUUUAAAACAUAGUGUUUCAACACAGACAAAGCAAUGUUUGUACUCCAUUUGAUACGUUGCAUAUACUAUCGUGAAUUUGUACAUAUUUAUACCUAUGUCUUUUGUAUAAACAUAUUCAAAUUUAUUUUUAACAAAUACAUUUUUUACGUCGAACAAAUUUAUUUUUCUUGUCGACAAAAUGUUUUUAUUUACAUAUGUAUUCAUAUAUAUUUUGUGAACAUAUUUUUAAAUAAAUAAAAUGCUCAUUUUAACUAA
Molecule: messenger RNA, 3337 nt
Organism: Apis cerana (Asiatic honeybee)
Lineage: Eukaryota; Metazoa; Arthropoda; Insecta; Hymenoptera; Apidae
Product: kelch-like protein 5
Molecular function (GO): protein binding
Source: RefSeq, a predicted model, not a curated record